UGUUCUUCCAGGCGUUCGAUGUGGCAUCGCUGAACCUGCUGCAGCUCGGCAUCAGCUGCCGCUACACGGGCUACGUACAACCGCACCUGCACUUCACCCUCUUCCCGCAAUACAGCUGCGCGAAGGCGCCACACAUCCUGCACGCCAUUGUGUCCGGGCUGUGCCUGAUGCUGUUCGUGGCCAUUGCGCUGCUGCUCAACAUGGCAGAGGUUGAGGUUAACCCCAAGUCGCGACGACCGCUUGCUCUCGGUCACAGUGGGGCGGAGGUGGCGGCAUUCGCCAUCAAGGUGCUACUAACGCUGGUGAAUGUCUUCUUUGGCUGGAGGCGUGUGGCCGCUUGCUUCUACCUGGUGCUCUCACUGGCUCUAGCCUACCAGUACCUACGCUGGAGCCCCCACCUUGUGGCCUGGGUCAACUACCUGAAGACCGGCGUGUCUACCACAGUCGUCUGGUGUGCAGCAACACUCAUGCUGCUGGUGUUCGAGCCGGGGGUGAAGCAGCAGGAUCGGGACCACUGGUCAAAAUUGACGACUGUGCUGAUGCUGUCGGGACUGGCGCCUGCUUUUGGAGCCGGCGUGCUGAUGUCACAUGGCAUAAUUCGUCGCAUGACUGGCGGGGCAAUCAAGUCUGUUACUAACGCCAAGCCGGAAUGCCAAGGAAAGGACUUACUGGACUUGAACGACCCACGGGACAUCGAAAUUGUCGCGAGAUGCUGCCGCGUAUGGAAGGACAUGUAUACGCUCGAUCCUGACGGCGUAAAUAAAGCCCUUCAGCUCAUCCAGGCUGGCCUGGCCAUGUUCCCCGCCAGCGCCUACAUGGUCCUGCUGCAUGCCAACUUCAUGAUCGAUGUGCUGGGGGUCAGCCAGAGCGGCAGCCGCCGUAUUGAGGAUGCGAGGAAGCUAAAUCCUGGAGUCAUGUGCCGCUUCAUGAUGUUUGUACGACAACAGCAAGCCACGCAAAAAGCUGCAGGUCACAGCGCCAAUGACGGAGCUAAUAUGGACCUCCUGGGCUAUGUGGAGUAUCAGCGCAAGCAACGCAUGGUACUGAGGUUGCACCGGGAGGCGCUGCAGGCCAUGUGCAAUUUUUGGAAAGCACUGGACGUCUCGACGGUGUCAUUCACGCAGCUGAGCAAAGCGCUGGGCAAGAUUGAGAGCUCCGUCUCGCAGGCUCAGGCGGCGUACCGUGUCGUGCUUGAGAGCUACGGCAACAACCCCAAGCUUGUGCGCCUGUACGGCAAGUUCCUACAAAACAUCAAGAACGACCCAUGGGGUGCGUCGGAGUAUUUUGCUCAGGCUGAUCGCCUGGAGGAGAUAAAAAACACCGUCUCUGAUGGCCCGCUGCUGCCAGAUGGCACUCCGCUGGGCCGCAUGGACGAGAUGGACGUGGCGGUGCUGGUGCUCAAUUCCACGGGGGAGAUCCAAAUGG
Molecule: messenger RNA, 1425 nt
Organism: Astrephomene gubernaculifera
Lineage: Eukaryota; Viridiplantae; Chlorophyta; Chlorophyceae; Chlamydomonadales; Astrephomenaceae
Source: the annotation of a GenBank genome assembly